This is a messenger RNA of Saccostrea echinata, 4355 nucleotides long. Its product is annotated as centrosomal protein of 135 kDa-like. Lineage: Eukaryota; Metazoa; Mollusca; Bivalvia; Ostreida; Ostreidae. The coding region runs from base 16 to 3867 and encodes 1283 amino acids. The record is from RefSeq and is a predicted model, not a curated record. The transcript has 21 exons.
GAAUAAGUACGCAAUAUGUCUAGCAGCAAUAAAACUUCAGCACAGGCUCAGCAAAAGUUUACAAAUCUACGUAAACGACUUGACCAGCUUGGAUACAGACAAACUUUAGGAUUAGAGUCAUUGCCACUUGUUGAAAAAUUAUUUGCUGAUCUUGUUCACACAACAGAAAGUUUGAAAAAUGCCAAGUUACAGCUGGGUAAAACAGAGGUGGAAACAAAAGAUGUGGACAGUGCAAUUGAACCUUACAAGAGUGACAAUGCAAAGCUAGUGAAGGAAAAUAAUGACCUACAUCAGCAGAUCAUCAAACAAAAAGAUGAAUCAGAUGCUAUUGUUAGAGAGUUAAAAGCAUCUCUAAGGAAACUUGAACAUGAGAAUGCUGAUUUGAAAUUCCUGAACAAUCAGUAUGUACACAAAGUCAAACAACUGGAAAAAGAAUCCAGGGAGAAAUCUGAUAGAAUUCUGCAUCUACAGGAAAAAAAUUUCCAUGCUGUGGUUCAGACCCCAGGAGGUAAAAAGAAGAGCAUACCAUUCCGUCGACAAAGGAUGGAGAUUGACUGUGCUGUUCCUCCCACUGAUGGCCCCAUGGGGCAUGCCUUUGCUGCAGCAGAUGACCCCUAUGUUGCUGACCUUCUUCAAGUAGCAGACAGCAAAAUUGCAGAGUUAGAGAAGAGGAUCAAUAUUGUGUGUGAUGAGAAAGAAGUUCUGGAUAGAAAACUUAAGAGCUUCAAACAACAGGUUGCCAAUAGAGAUGAGGAAAUAGAGCGACUGAACAGGAUGUUGGAGGGAGGAAGACCAUCAGACGUUGUGGCCCUAGAGGCACGCAACAGGGCAAAUGAGCGUAUGAUUUCUCACCUUAACAUUCAGAUUGACUUCCUGCAGCAGAAAACACGAGAACUAGAGAGGAAAUACCAGGAUUCAAAUGCUAUCAAGGAGGAUCUAGAGGUCACUCUUAGUAAGAGUAAACUGACCAUCAGGGAUCAAGAGGCACGGAUCAAAGAAUUAGAACUGGACCUCAGGGAUGUUGAUAGGGUAGCUAAAAGGCUGGAGACAGACAAAAAUAAUGUUGUACGGACAGCUGACCGUGAAAUGAUGGAGGCCAAGGAUGAGCUUGAGAAGUCAAGACACGAACUGGAAGAUUUAGACCUCACAAUUGCUCAGUUCAAAGCUGAGAAUCAGAGAUUGAACAAGGAAGUGGGUGAACUGAAAGCUCAGCUGACCGUGAAGGGUGGAGAUAUACUCCGAUUGGAGGAUCUACUGGACCGUGUCCAGGAAGACAAGAAACGACUCAGCAACCGCUGUAACAAGAUGAUGGCCAAUGAAAAAGAACUGGUUCUAGAAAUUGAAAGACUGAAAAGGAAGAAUGGCCCAGUGACCACUGUGAAUGGCAAGAAAGGAAAGUCAGCCACCAAACUGGAUGCCUUCAUCCGUAGUAUUGAGGAGGAGAGAAACUACUAUAAGGACCAGACAGAGGCUCUCCAGAAAAUGCUGCGGGGGGAGAUCCCAUCUCGCAGUCGUAGCCCUGUCAGGUCCAGGCCAUCGUCCCGCAGCAGUAGUCCUGUCAGAGAUAUUGCCAGCAAGUCUGAUAAAAAGACUGUUGCACAGUAUGAGAUGAUUAUUCGGGUGUUGGAGGAGGAGAGAGAUUACUACAAGAAAGAGUAUGAAGUUCUGAAGGCAGUGAAGAAGUCUUCCUCCUCAGCCAGAGCUACCCCCACCAAGAGCUUCACAUCAGAAGACCCAGAGCUUUCAAAGGUCAUCAGGGAGAGAGAUGAUCUCAAGGCUUUACUGGACAAAUUUGAGAGGCACAUGGCAGAGAUUCAAGCCAAUGUUAAAGUCCUGACAGCGGAGAGAGACAAGCUUAACAUUAUGUAUGAGGAGACCAAAGACGAGCUUCAGAGAGUGAGGAGAGAGCUGGUGAAAUCCCCCAAGUCCCCUAAGACUUCCCUGGCAGCUCAGGCUAUUCUGCGACGAGUGGAGACAGAGAGAGAUGAUGCCCUCCAGGAUUUACGACGCAUGACAACAGAGAGGGACAGUCUGAGGGAGAGAUUGAAGAUAGCCACCGAGACCUCGCUGUCUGACAGAGCUAAACUAGAACAGAAGAUUGAGGACCUAGAUACUGCUCUUAGUCAUGUUGAGACAGAGAAGAAUGAGAUGGCUCUGAGAAUUGCCACUCUAAAGGAGGACAUUAGGAGUUACGAGGACCAAGUGAAGGAGCAGGCUCUGAGGCUCGGACAGGCUCAGGACAGUAAUGCUCAGAGCAGGUCCACAGCAGAGCAAAUGAAAAUGAUAGCUGAGGAGACAGAGAAGUCUUUAGAGGACACACAGAAGAGACUUUCACACAGAGAACGAGAGCUCCAUAAUCAAGAGGAGCGAGGAGUUGCCCUCGAGGAGAAAUGUGCCGAGCUGAAACAGGCUUUAGAGAUGGCAAAGGAUGAUAUCAGUCAACUCCGGGCAACCAUUAAUGCCAUGGACAGAGAAAAAGAUUCAUUACAGCACACAGUAGAUGAGAAAACAGAGAAAAUAGCUCAUCUUAAUGAAGAUAUUUUACAUAAGGAAAAACUGAUGAGUGAUCUUAAGAUAAGAAUGAGUGAACUUGAAGCACAAUUAGAGCAUGCUAAUGAUAAUUUGAACUUAAAAGAACGUGAGCUUAAGAGUAUGCGUCGUCAGCUAGAUAGUACAUCGGAGGAUUUGAGCGAGUCGAGUCGAAGUAAAGACAUCGCUCUGAGGGAGAACCGUCGACUUCAAGAUGACCUUGCUGUGAUGACCAGAGAGAACCAGAAACUGAACUCGGAACUUCAGGAAACGUUAGAGGACAAGGAACAUCUCAAACAACAAGUACAGGAUUACAUGAUGGAGGUCAAACGCAUUGAGGACGUACUGGCCAGAAAGGAGAACGAGAGGACAGAUCUGUUGGAGCAGUACAGAGCUCUAUCUGCGGAGGCUGAACAAUAUCAGACUUCCACCCAUCAGCUGGAGAGUGAGGGAUCGAAUCUUCGUUUAGAACUCAUGACAAAGGACUCAGAGCUCAGGAGAGCUCGCGAUAAGCUUGACAAUCUAGAAAGAGAGAUUCAGGAGCACUUGAAUGCUGAGCAGGCUUACGAGUUACAGGUGUCCAAUCUGACACGGUCCGUCGGCAAUCUGGAGGAGGCCAUGAGACAAACAGAGGAGGAUAAACAGAACCUUCUGGAGGAUCUGACCGCUGUCCGAGAACUCUGUGCCAAACUGGAGGCUACAAAGGAAUCCAUACAACGACAGCUUACCUCCGCCAGCCUCGACAAGGAACAGAUGUCCACCUUGAUUGAGGACAUGAAGCAGGAGACAGAACUCCUGAAGCAGCAGUUAUCAAGUGAGAGAACCAAUGCUAAGAAUUUGGAGGGACUGUUACAGAACAACAGAGAGAAGGAGUUUACCAGUCAGCUGGCACAGCAGGAAAAGUCCUCCGAGAUCCAGAUGUUGAAGGACAGACUGGCACUCAACGAGAGCAAAAUACAAAGUCAGGGACGUGAAAUUGCAUCAUUGAGAACUAGGAAUGUUGAAUUGGAAGGAGAUGUAGAGAGAUUACGUCGUAACUUAACAAGUGAGAAGUUCGAGAGAGAAAGAGCCAUUCAGGAACUCCGUCGACACAACAUUGCCCCACCCAUCCCCACCAUGGAGUACAGUACUUAUCCUAGCUAUUCCAGAACUUACACCUCCAUGACAAGGUCAAGGUCACGAUCCAGGUCCAGAUCACCCAGUCCAUCCAGGUAUAGAAGUCCUGAUACAUCCUACCUGAGUUCAUCUGCCAGACGAGCCCGCAGUCCUGAAAGAAGCAGCUAUUUAGAGGACCCUUCAGAAACAUCCACUAAAGGCAUCGGUCAGGAUGUCUUAUGAUCAUCACAAAGCAGCAACUUCUCUUCACAAACUUAGAUAUAAACAAAGUAAUAUAUAUUUAUAUGUUCGGUAUGCCUGUAGAUUUUUACACAAGGUUGAAUAAGUCCUAAUGUAUGUGGUAUGCAAGAAAUCCACUGCCCUGAUCUGAGUUAGAUAUUGUAUAAAAAAUAAGGAGGAGAAAGUCUCUUGAACUUUUGAGAUCAUCAAUUUUAGAUUUUUUAAGAAAGAGCACAUUUCUGGUGGACCUAUUUUGUAGAGAUAAGUCUGGGUGUAGAAGGUAUUUUUUAGUAUCUAGCUACAUGAUAUUUUAGAUAUUUUUGUCUGUGAUAUUUUCAAAUUUCCAUCAGUGUAUUACUGAUGAAUAUUAUGUACUCAAUGACUUCUCUUAAUUAGUUCAUUAUUAUGUAAUUGCCAUUAUUAAAUAUAGAAUGAUGUUUUUAACAUCAGAGUAUGGUUAAAUUUAUGAUUCAAUACAUGGAAGUUAUUAC